UACCGUGAGCAAAGUGUUUUCCUCAUAAGACAGACUAAUUUCCCCGAGAAGACAUUGUUGUAUCUAGUCUAAUGCCAACUAUUAUCUUCACGCUUGUCAUUACUUCUACCGCACACCAUUGCGAGGAUUGAAUAUCUGCACUUUUAUCUCUCCAUUAUACGCAUAACCAUAAGGUUUCAAGCUGACCAAAAUGGCUACCACAACAACAGUUAUCCGCACAUUUAGGAUGCCCAGAUCCUUAAAUGAUACCUUGAUUACACCAGCUCUAUCCCUUGUAGCAGACGACGAUCGAUCAAUGGAGGAAGCAAAGAAAAUUAACGAUGGCUACUCGAAGGAUCAGAGGUCACCUGUCUCCAGUAAUCCGCCGAAACAUGAGCAAGGCAUCACUUUCGCUGCACAGGACAAGUUGCCAAAACUACCAAUACCAGAGCUAGACAGUACCUUGACGAAAUACCUGGCAGCAUUAAAACCAUUACAGUCACCAAGAGAACAUGCAGAAACCAAGCAGGCAGUGGAAGAGUUCUCGAAGAACGAUGGACCUGAACUUCACGAGAGGUUGAAGAAGUAUGCAAGCGGGAAGACCAGUUAUAUUGAGCAGUUUUGUAAGUUAUCCCCCGAAGAAUAUUUUAUAAUGUUCGUACUAAUAUUAAACCCAGGGUAUGACUCUUAUCUCAAUUACGACAACCCGGUCGUCCUAAACCUCAAUCCCUUCUUCCUACUCGAGGAUGAUCCAACACCUGCAAGAAACAACCAAGUCACUCGCGCAGCCUCACUGGUAGUAUCCGCAUUAUCUUUCGUGCGUGCAGUCAGAAGGGAAGAGUUACCUCCCGAUACAGUAAGAGGUACACCUCUUUGCAUGUACCAAUACUCUCGAUUAUUCGGCACUGCAAGGGUACCUACCGAGAAUGGAUGUCACAUCGGACAAGAUCCCGAAUCGAAACAUCUCGUCGUACUUUGCCAUGGACAGUUCUACUGGUUCGAUGUUCUCGAUGAUAAUUCGGAUUUGAUCAUGACUGAAAAAGACAUCUCGAUUAACCUACAAUCAAUCGUUGAUGAUGCACAACAAACCCCGAUACAAGAUGCCGCUAAAGGUGCCCUUGGAGUACUCAGUACCGAAAAUCGCAAGACCUGGUCAGGUCUAAGAGAUAUUAUGACUAGAGAAGAAGGGUCAAACAAUGCAGAUUGUCUUGGAAUAGUCGAUUCUGCGUUAUUUAUCCUCUGUCUUGACUACACAGAGCCCAGCUCCCAAGCAGAUUUAUGUCAGAACAUGCUCUGCGGAACCAGUCAAGUUGAAAAGGGUGUUCAGAUCGGAACAUGCACCAAUCGUUGGUACGAUAAGCUACAAAUCAUCGUCUGUAAGAAUGGAAGCGCGGGUAUCAAUUUCGAACAUACUGGAGUAGAUGGACAUACUGUUCUUAGAUUUGCCAGCGAUCUGUAUACAGAUACAAUUCUCCGCUUCGCCCGCACAAUUAAUGGACAGGCGCCCAGUCUUUGGGCAUCUACCAGCCCGGAUCCCGCCAAACGCGACCCCGCUAGUUUCGGGGAUGUGAGCACUACUCCACAUAAACUAGAAUGGGACAUGAUACCCGAACUCAGCAUUGCUGUUCGUUUUGCCGAAACGCGUCUCGCCGAUCUCAUUCAACAAAACGAAUUUGAAACCCUCGAUUUCGCAGCCUAUGGAAAGAACUUCAUAACUUCGAUGGGAUUUUCUCCAGAUGCCUUCGUGCAGAUGGCAUUUCAGGCGGCAUAUUAUGGAUUAUAUGGUAGAUUGGAGUGUACAUAUGAGCCAGCGAUGACGAAAGUAUUUCUUCAUGGGAGGACUGAGGCUAUACGAUCUGUGACGCCUGAAUCACUAGAUUUCGUACAAACGUUUUGGGCCGAAAAUCCUGCGGAACAAAAGGUUGAGGCACUGAAGAAAGCAUGUCAGAAACAUACAGCUAAUACGAAGGACUGCGCAAAAGCGCAAGGAUGUGAUCGCCACUUAUAUGCUUUGUUCAGCUUAUGGCAAAAAGCAGUUGAAGAUGAUGCUGAGGCUGCUAGUAGUACCGGAUUGAGCAGUAACGGAUAUUCAAGUCCCGUUGAUACGAGUUCAUCUCGAGAUCCGUCUGUAGUCGGUAGUUCAGGCCGAAAUUCACUUCUCAGCAAUGGCGAUGAAGUCGAGCGUCGCUCAAUUCGCUCAACUCGUCCUCGAGGUAAUUCCUCCCUCAGUUCGCAACAACAUUCCAUGCCUCUCAUUUUCGCAGACAGUGGUUGGGAUAAACUCAAUACAACUAUCCUCUCAACAUCCAACUGCGGUAAUCCUUCCCUUCGCCAAUUUGGAUUCGGUCCUACUUCAGGUGAUGGAUUCGGAAUCGGAUACAUCAUUAAGGAUGAAGGGAUUAGCAUAUGUGCCAGUAGUAAACAUCGCCAAACGAAAAGAUUUGUAGAUGCCAUAGAAAGUUAUCUCUUGGAGAUUAGGAGGGUGUUGAAGGCCACUCAAAAGAGAGGCGUGAGUCCGAAGUCGAGUCGAGCUAGAGAGGCAAAUGCUCAUAGGCCGACUGCGGGUCAUAGGCUGAAGAGCAGAGGAAGAGUUAUUAGAGCGGCGGAGGCGCCCGGAACGAUGACACCGGCGGAUGAGAGUGAUGAUGAGGGAUUGGGUGGAUGUAUGUAUUUUUUGUUCCUUCCUCAUCUAUCGCCUUAUUUUUCUACAAAGGACACAAACUAACAUAUUAAUUUACAGAUGGAUUCUUCGACGCAGGUAUGCUUCUGCAAGCUUCGAAAGGUAGAGGCGACGGCCCAGACGACUCAAAAACGAGAGCCAAUGCUCAUGCUAGAAGAAGAGAAAUUGGCAAGAAAUUAAGGUUGAGCGAGUAUUAGGUUAUGACACGGAGUACUGGUUAUGGGUGGGUGGGAAUAUACCGAUAGAUAAGAGGGGAUGGGGUGGGAGGAGGACUUUUGUGCAUUUUAGAAUCUGGCGUUAAUAUUGAUAUCGAUAUUGUCUAUUGUUUUAUCAACCAGUUUGAGUAUGCGACAAGAGAUAAGAGUGAGAUGAAAUUUGUAAGGUGAGGAAGUAAAUAUUCUUGAUCCUUCUUUGGAUGUUGAUGUGAAUACCAGUGGGUGGG
Messenger RNA from Sclerotinia trifoliorum, 3101 nucleotides. Lineage: Eukaryota; Fungi; Ascomycota; Leotiomycetes; Helotiales; Sclerotiniaceae. The record is from the annotation of a GenBank genome assembly.